AUGAACAGAACCUUCAGCAUGAGGGCAGGGCCCGGGGGCAGGUCCUACAGCGCUGCCUCGGCCAUCGUGCCCAGCAGCAGCAGGGCUGGCUUCAGCUCCGUGUCCGUGGCACGGGCAGGAGGAGGAGGAGGAGGAGGAGGAGGAGGAGGGGGCGGCUUUGGGAGGCUCGUCGGGGGAGGUGGAGGCGGUGGCGGGGGAGGUUUUGGCAGCAGGAGCCUCUACAACCUCGGGGGCAGCAAGAGGAUUUCCAUCGGGGUCGGGAGCAGCUUCAGGGCCGCCUUUGGAGGGGGAGCCGGGGGGGGCUCCGGGCUGGGAGGGGGAGCUGGCGCUGGGCUCGGGCUGGGGCUCGGCGGGGCAGGAGGAGGGUUCGGCUUCGGCGGAGGGGCUGCGGGGCUGGGCUUUGGGGGCGGGCACACAGGAGCAGGAGGGUUCGGCUUUGGGGGGCUCGGGGGGCUGGGAGGGUUCCCCGCGGGGUUGGGAGGGGGCAGGAACCCGGCAGGAUUCGCCGGUGGCCCCUCCGGGGUGGGCACGAUCCAGGAGGUGACGGUGAACCAGAGCCUGCUGGCCCCCCUCAACCUGGAGAUCGACCCCAGCAUCCAGCAGGUCCGCAAGGACGAGAAGGAGCAGAUCAAGACCCUCAACAACAAGUUCGCCUCCUUCAUCGACAAGGUGCGGUUCCUGGAGCAGCAGAACAAGGUGCUGGAGACCAAGUGGACCCUCCUGCAGGAGCAGGGGCAGAAGAACAACUCUGGCAAGAGCAACCUGGACCCGCUGUUCGAGGCCUAUGUGGGCAACCUGCGGCGGCAGCUGGGCAGCCUCCUCAGCGAGAGGGGCCGCAUGGACGGAGAGCUCAGGAACAUGCAGGACCUUGUCGAGGACUUCAAGAACAAGUACGAGGAGGAGAUCAACCGGCGCACGGCGGCGGAGAACGAGUUUGUGGUGCUCAAGAAGGACGUGGACGCUGCCUACAUGACCAAGGUGGAGCUGGAGGCCAAGGUGGACGCGCUGAGCGACGAACUCAACUUCCUGCGCGCCCUCUACGAGGCGGAGCUGGCCCAGCUCAGCGCCCAAGUGUCCGACACGGCCGUCAUCCUGUCCAUGGACAACAACCGCGACCUGGACCUGAGCAGCAUCAUCGCCGAGGUGAAGGCGCAGUACGAGGACAUCGCCAACCGCAGCCGCGCCGAGGCCGAGGCCUGGUACCAGACCAAG
Neopelma chrysocephalum (saffron-crested tyrant-manakin) is the source of this 1212-nucleotide messenger RNA. RefSeq names its product keratin, type II cytoskeletal 5-like. The record is from RefSeq and is a predicted model, not a curated record. The transcript has 6 exons. Lineage: Eukaryota; Metazoa; Chordata; Aves; Passeriformes; Pipridae. Gene Ontology annotation, cellular component: keratin filament. Gene Ontology annotation, molecular function: structural constituent of skin epidermis. Gene Ontology annotation, biological process: intermediate filament organization; keratinization. The annotation marks the transcript as partial.